Molecule: messenger RNA, 849 nt
Organism: Phytophthora infestans T30-4
Lineage: Eukaryota; Oomycota; Peronosporomycetes; Peronosporales; Peronosporaceae
Exons: 4
Coding region: 265-849 (194 amino acids)
Source: RefSeq, a predicted model, not a curated record
GCGAUCUCGCGGACUUCCAUCUCCAUUGCCACUAGCACUGGUCCAACAGAUGCAGAUGCAGUGGAUCCACCUCCAUUCUGCCAGUGCUGCCAGGUCGCCUGCCACCGGUUCCGCCAAGCCAAACCAUGCAGCUUCUGCCACGCACUCGUGUGUCAAUUCUGCUCAUGUGGUAAUCAGCCCCACGUUCUGUGUAAGAGCUGCCAGCCUCAAGUGCGUGGUGCCCAGCCCACCUUCUCAUUCCGGCAACUACUAUGGCGCUUCAAGAUGCUGCCGUUCGGCUGUCAUGGUGAGAAGUGGCUCUUCCUGGUGCGCAAACGCCAGUCCUUCGUGGUACCCACAGACAUCACGGGAGACGACUACCAGUGGCUUGUGCACAAUCUAUCUAAGCAGCGUCGAUUACAAGGGACACGAUUAGAGCAGAAACGGACUCUUGACAGGGAUGUUGAUCGCACGUUCCACCAGCUACAGAUACGGAUGGUUAACUCCAGGCUGUCAAGUUUUCUCUCUAAGCACCAGUAUUCAUCUUCGGACAUCAAGACUUGGAGAUCCAGCACACAUCAGUUGCUGAGUGUGUUCCUAAUGCUUAAGCCGCAGAUUGGAUACUGCCAGGGUAUGACGUCUGUGGCGGCGGUACUUGUGCAAGAGUCCAAGAUGAACAGCGAGAUCGCGUUUCGUUUGUUCCUGGCUCUCUCGGAAAAGUACAGACUGGACGACGUUUAUCGUCCCGACAUGAAGGAUGUGAACCUUCGCUACUUUCAGCUUGACGAAGCACUGCGACUGCAUCUUCCACGUCUGCAUGCUCACAUGUCAGAUCGGGAUAUCCACCCUUCGACCUACGCAUCGUGGUGA